AUGCCUGCUGUCCGCCAACGUGUCCGCCGUUCUGCAAGGCUUCAAGCAGACGCUCGAAGUCGCCCAAAGGCGAUGGAGUUACCCCCCCAUCCAUCCACAUCCCGUGGAAGAGGGAAGGCUCGAGGACGUGGGUCCAAUCCCACUCAUAAUCAGGCUCCUAGGCCUGCCGGACCGAAGAUAAUCGUCCAUUGGACCAAACCUUCAGAUCUCCACCGCACAGACACUCUGGUGCGGCAUCUUUCCACUAAUUCUGCAGAUGCUCGCGUACUAUUCUACGAGGGGAAAAAAACCGCUGCUUCUAACAAUGAUGAGCGUCCUUCUGGAAAGGACAAAGGGGAAAUCCAUCGGUUCUUGGCGAAACUGAUCUUUGAGAAGGACUCGGAUUAUUCGGCGGCAUAUGCUGAGGACCCAAAGAAAUUUGACGUCGCGGUGGGCAACCGCAUUGUAUCUCUUAAGAAGUCGUUCAAGGAGCAACUCAACAAAUUCAACAAGACCGGUGCUGGCGUCACCCCCCUUGAUGAAAACGCAGCAGCUAAUCUACACAAACAAGUACUGCUCGAGUUCCCAUGCCGGGAGUCGACCAUGCCGGGGACUUCUAUGCACUUAUUCAUCCACGUGGGGGGGCUGGUCCCUCCACGAACACAGAGCCUCCUGGCCCUCAACUCCUUCAACCGGACCCUCGACUCCUUCAACCGGACCCUCACCUCCUUCAACCGACCCCUCACCUCCUUCAACCGACCCCUCACCUCCUUCAACCGACCCCUCACCUCCUUCCCCCAAACCCUCAGCUCCCUCCCCCAAACCCUCAGCUCCCUCCCCCAAACCCUCAGCCCCCCUCUCCAAGACUCUCGGCUCCCUCUGCCAAACCAACUUGACACUGGCGCUCAGCGCAGUCCCCCAGCUUACCUUCCCCCUUCACAUCACCCCCCUCCUCAUUUCACUGGCGCCGGGGGCAGUCCAGUUGAUGACCCAGAUGGUGACCUCUAUGAUGACCCUUACGCCGAUGACAACGGCCCUCUCUCUGCUCCCCUUGGGAACGCGCUGGAUGUGUUAGACGGAGACGUCAACAUGUACGAUGACGACGAUGACGACGAUGGGGUGGAGUACAACUCCUCCCGGUGUCGUGUCGUCAGCAGUCCCCCCAAAGUGCCUCUCCUUCUCCCCCUCCUGUCCAAACUAACUGCCUUCGUUCUCCCGCGGAAGCCCCAGACACCGGCAUACCAUAGUCGCAUGGCGUUUGGCUCUGCCUCACCUGGCAGCCAAGCGCCACGUAGACCUCCAUCAUUUGCUUCAUCGUCGGGGAUAUCCCGCAGCCGCUCCACUCCCUCAUCCACAGCAUCCUCGUCCUAUCAAUCGACCGACUAUCGCAUUUCGCCGACGGCAUCCCAGACAUCACUGUCUGCAAAGCCGCAGAGCUCGGCCGGCUCGAAAAAGAAGAGGACUUCGGCGACGGACGUUGAGGGCCACCUCAGCAUGCUCAACGACGAAAUUCGGAGCAUGCAGAGUGACAUGUCCGAGCGCCAGGGAUCGAGGAACGAGCGUUACACCAUCAAGAUGAAUUAUCAAUCUCAGAAGAAGGAAUUUCAGUGGCGCUGCGAGUCUCGUUCGCACGAUGUCCUCCUUUCGGCCACCACGCAUCAACGCGAGCAGGAGGCCAAGGACAAGGAGAUUUUGCGCCUUCAGGCUGCAGCUGCCUUGCAGGAAAAGGAGGCCGAGACCUGGCGCCUGAAGAUUCAAUACGAGACCAUGAUCCGUGCUGGUCCCUCAACCUCGUCACCAUCAGUUUGA
This is a messenger RNA of Suillus subalutaceus, 1788 nucleotides long. RefSeq lists its product as uncharacterized. The transcript has 5 exons. Lineage: Eukaryota; Fungi; Basidiomycota; Agaricomycetes; Boletales; Suillaceae. Bases 1 to 1788 code for a protein of 595 amino acids. The record is from RefSeq and is a predicted model, not a curated record.